Molecule: messenger RNA, 703 nt
Organism: Labeo rohita (rohu)
Lineage: Eukaryota; Metazoa; Chordata; Actinopteri; Cypriniformes; Cyprinidae
Product: cytochrome c oxidase assembly factor 3 homolog, mitochondrial
Exons: 2
Coding region: 42-350 (102 amino acids)
Biological process (GO): mitochondrial respiratory chain complex IV assembly
Cellular component (GO): mitochondrial inner membrane
Source: RefSeq, a predicted model, not a curated record
AAAGUAACGUCGCGUUGCGUCACGUAAACAGCGUCUCAAACAUGGCGGACAAGAGCAGUCAAGGGGAGCCCAAACCCGAAGCCCAGUUCGCGAAGAGAAUAGACCCCGCGAAGGCAGAUCUGACCCGAGAACAGCUGCAGUUCAUCCGGCAAGUGGAGCUGGCGCAGUGGAGGAAGAAAACCGAUAAACUGCGGGGGAGAAACGUUGUGACGGGACUCGCGAUCGGAGCGGUGGUGCUCGGGAUCUAUGGCUACACCUUCUACUCCGUUUCCCAAGAGAGAAUCAUGGACGAAAUCGAUGAAGAGGCCAGAGCCGCAAAACUACAGACUCCAAAGACUGGAGCCAACUGAACUCAAUGAACUUUAUCUUGAGGAAGUGUCUGCACUGACAGGAACGUGACACACAUGACACCUGCAGGGGGCGCCACAUCCAUUCACACAGCCUCCUCCUCGACCAGAGACUCGAGACUAACCAAGACGAGGAGGAACCGUCUGUUUGCCAAAGCAGCUCUUCAUUAUUGCUGUUAAAACAUUAGUGGUGACAUGGAAGCUGAAUGUCGUAAUAUUCCCUGAUGUACUAUGAAUACUCGCUACAGGUGAUCUCGUUUGAGUGCAAAUACAUAAUCAAAGAGUGAACUUCAAGAAAGAUGUUUAUGUUUGUUUUUUUUUAAUGAACACAAUAAAAAUGUGUACUUAAUAAUGCU